CACUGCGCACGCGCGGAGCGGCCGCGGGGCCCUGCCGAGGGGGAGGGGCCCGGUCCCACCGCCUCCCGGCGCCGCCGCACGGGGAGGGCGAUGGCGAGCCUGCUCCCCGCGGCAGCCUCCUCUCCCGCCGGCGCCCCGGCGCGGAGCAAGAAGCGCCCGGCGAGCCCGGGCACCGGCAGCGGCCCGGCCAAGAAAAAGAAAGUGGCGACGGCGGCGGGCGGCUCGCAGAGUGCAGGUGGAGAGGCCAUGAAUGAAAAUAAAUUUCUGAACACAGACUCCAGCACAGGAUCAGUGGAAACAGCCGUCAAGCCAUUACCAUUUAAAGAUCCAAAAUUCAUUCACUCCGGCAUUGGUGGAGCAGCAGCUGGCAAGAAGAACAGAACUUGGAAGAACCUAAAACAAAUUCUUGCUUCUGAAAGGGCAUUGCCAUGGCAACUAAAUGAUCCUAGCUAUUUUAGUAUUGAUGCUCCUCCAUCCUUUAAGCCUGCCAAGAAAUAUUCCGAUAUUUCAGGACUUCCAGCAAAUUACACAGAUCCCCAGAGCAAGCUGAGAUUUAGUACUAUUGAAGAAUUUGCUUAUAUUCGGAUGCUCCCUUCAGAUGUGGUUACAGGAUACCUGGCUCUAAGGAAGGCAACAAGCAUUGUUUCCUGAAAGGACCAAAUAUUGUUGCGUAUCAUUCCUGAAUGGCUCUAGUUUUGAGAAUCACGACGGAAACUGCCUGCAGGAUUGAGGUUCUUUAAAACUCUCCAUGGAUAUUUACAUCUGGAAGUAGUUGAUGAUACAUGGGUUUGAAUGAACAUACGGUUUUAAUUUGGAUAAAUACUUGUAUUUGUUGGUUUGCCAAUUUGUAAGCAAUUUGGUUUGGUGAACAGAAUAACUUAGACCUUAAGGAUAUAGAUCGGCACCAUAAUGUCCAAGUUACAUCAAUUUAUUUAGAGAAAGGAUUUCAUCCCUACCCUAUAUGUUUUAUGUACUGCUCUGGCUCAGAAGAAGAAACGGCCAUAUGAAUAAAGGGAAAGGUACUAAGAUAUCGCAGCUUCCAAACCUGCCUUGCAGAUGUGCUUGCCACUUGUCUAUGAAGAAGUCUGUCCCACCUGUAAAAAUGGAAGUUAAAAUACCAAGUGCUGCUAUCACAAUGACUGCUAGUGGUACUGACCACUGUGGAAGUGAACAGCUUCACACAAAUAUUUACACUGGAGUAAUGUCAGCAUAAAUAAAGUUGGACUCAAACGUG
This is a messenger RNA of Cygnus olor (mute swan), 1234 nucleotides long. It is a transcript of the gene INO80C, whose product is annotated as INO80 complex subunit C. Gene Ontology annotation, biological process: chromatin remodeling. Bases 91 to 651 code for a protein of 186 amino acids. The transcript is spliced from 5 exons. The record is from RefSeq and is a predicted model, not a curated record. NCBI's taxonomy places the organism in Eukaryota, Metazoa, Chordata, Aves, Anseriformes, Anatidae. Gene Ontology annotation, cellular component: Ino80 complex.